Molecule: messenger RNA, 684 nt
Organism: Punctularia strigosozonata HHB-11173 SS5
Lineage: Eukaryota; Fungi; Basidiomycota; Agaricomycetes; Corticiales; Punctulariaceae
Exons: 3
Coding region: 1-510 (169 amino acids)
Source: RefSeq, a predicted model, not a curated record
AUGAUCGCAUUCGCCACCCUGCUCGUCGCCUCCACUUCCGCUACCUUCGGCCUGGCGGCCCACGCGCCAGCACGCUCUGCUCUGUCGCCGCUGCACCGUCGCGACCUCACGGAGCAGGUGCCGAUCUCUUGCUUCGUCCAGCCUCCGAACGGGGCUGUAUGCGAUUGUCCCACCGACCUGAACGGGGACAACGGAGUCUUGAUCAACGUCUUCCCGGGAUAUCAGUGCGCCUAUGCUGGCGGCGCCUGCACCUGGGGCGACACGGAUGGAGCACUCCAGAAUAUCUUCCAGACCAACUGCCCGACUGUGGCGCCGUGCCCGUCGACGGGUUGCGAAUGCCCUAUAGACAACAACAACGAUACCGGCGUCUUAAUCAACCAGUUCACCGGUUUCCAGUGUGCUUUCGCCGGCGGGGCCUGCACUUGGGAUUUCGAUGGCGUGUUGCAAAACAUUCAUCAAACCAAUUGCCCUACGACGGCAGUCAAGUGCGCUGCGCUCUCAAGAAAGUAGGCCUAUGAACUCGGAACGUGCGCUGAUCCCCGUAACGGAGUCGGAGGAUCACGAGGAAACUUCGGAUGUGCCAUUACUUCCAGUGCUAUACACGGUUGUUAUUUCUUAUCGCUGAUCGGCCUUCUCCUAUAUCCUCAUUCUCGGGAUCCUUGCUAUGUAUAAUGAUGAACUUGG